Molecule: messenger RNA, 765 nt
Organism: Rubroshorea leprosula
Lineage: Eukaryota; Viridiplantae; Streptophyta; Magnoliopsida; Malvales; Dipterocarpaceae
Source: the annotation of a GenBank genome assembly
CAUUCUCACCGUUCAUAUUCUCUUUCUGUUGCCUCCGUUUGUUUCUUAGGCAAAAGGUAAAAAAAAAAUCAUGGCACCGAAAGCAGAGAAGAAGCCAGCGGAGAAGAAGCCGGCGUCUGAGAAGCCUGCUGAGGAAAAGAAGACGGUGGCUGAGAAGGCCCCGGCAGAGAAAAAGCCAAAAGCCGGCAAAAAGCUACCAAAGGAUGGAGGUGCUGCCGCUGGAGAAAAGAAGAAGAGGCGGACGAAGAAGAGCACCGAGACCUAUAAGAUCUACAUCUUCAAGGUCUUGAAGCAGGUCCAUCCUGACAUCGGGAUCUCGAGCAAGGCCAUGGGGAUCAUGAACAGUUUUAUCAAUGAUAUUUUCGAGAAGCUUGCUCAAGAAGCUUCGAAGCUCGCUAGGUACAACAAGAAGCCAACUAUCACAUCGAGGGAGAUCCAGACUGCGGUGAGGCUUGUUCUUCCGGGUGAGCUUGCCAAGCAUGCCGUGUCUGAGGGGACCAAGGCGGUGACCAAGUUUACUAGUUCUUGAAGUGGCGGCGAGGGUAAUGGUCUCUAGGGUUUGUGAAUGUUGCAGUUGGGAAAUUUAGGGCUAGGAGUUUAGUUAUAGGGUCUUGCAAUGGUGAAAAUGAUUUUCUUUUGCCUUUUGAUUAGGUUAUUAUGGUGGAUGUAAGUAGUAUUGAUAUGAUUCUGGGGUGAUCAUAAUGAAUGUUGGUUUUUUGUUUGUUAAUUUGAGGUGCUUCUUUUUUACGCAACAAGAUUUUCAAU